Piliocolobus tephrosceles (Ugandan red Colobus) is the source of this 1997-nucleotide messenger RNA. It is a transcript of the gene ACER1, whose product is annotated as alkaline ceramidase 1. The record is from RefSeq and is a predicted model, not a curated record. The transcript is spliced from 6 exons. Gene Ontology annotation, molecular function: N-acylsphingosine amidohydrolase activity. Lineage: Eukaryota; Metazoa; Chordata; Mammalia; Primates; Cercopithecidae. Gene Ontology annotation, biological process: sphingosine biosynthetic process; ceramide catabolic process. Gene Ontology annotation, cellular component: endoplasmic reticulum; membrane. Bases 762 to 1427 code for a protein of 221 amino acids.
CUCAUGACCUCAAAUGAUCCUCAUGCCUUGGCCUCUCGGUGCUGGGAUUACAGGCGUGAGCCCGCACACCUGGACUCCAUAAAUAUUUGAUGUUUUUGUUCCUCUAAACCUUGCUCAGUAAGUUCUGAAUGAAUGAGUAUUUUGGCUCUUGGCUGCAAAUCAACCUGCCCUGCUGGUUUUUGGUUAUCACUCCACGAUCAGAGAGAAGCUGUCAUCGCUGUUACCUUCUCUGGAAUGAAUGCAGAUGGGCCUAUUGAAAUGAUGGAAAUGGAAAAUCAGGAAAAGAAAAGAGAAGGAAACUGUCAGUGCUGAAGAGGCUGUGGAUGGAAGGAUGUGUCAAUAAAUGGCUCAUGGACUUUGCUACAGCUUCUUUGGGAAUCCAGUUGACACCAAAUUUCAAAUUUGCAGAACCCACUUCUAGUCAUUUGUUUUUAGGAAAUGAUCAAAGGUCUGCACCUGUGCACUAAGAUUUGACCACAAAGUUGCUUAUGGCAGAGUUGUUCAUCACCUGUGUUUCAGUUAGUUAAUGCUGUGUAACAAACCACUCCUAAACUUAGGAGUUUGAAACAACCACAGUUUAUCAUUUCUCAUAAUUUGAGAAUCUGGACUGGGCUCAGCUAGGAUUUCCUGGGGCUGGAACAUCCACAAGGAACAUUCUCCACUCACAUAUCUGGAGCCCCAGCGAGUCCUCUCUCUCUCCACGUGGCUGCUUGGGCUCCCUCACGUUCACCAAUAUCCCCUUCCUCAUCUUCGGGCCACUGAUGAUACUCCUGAUGUACCCCUAUGCCCAGAAGCGCUCCUGCUACAUCUACGUUUUCUGGGUCCUCUUCAUGAUCAUAGGUCUGUUCUCCAUGUACUUCCACAUGACGCUCAGCUUCCUGGGCCAGCUGCUGGACGAGAUCGCCAUCCUGUGGCUCCUGGGCAGUGGCUAUAGCAUAUGGAUGCCCCGCUGCUACUUCCCCUCCUUCCUGGAGGGCAACAGGUCCCAGUUCAUCCGCCUGGUCUUCAUCACCACCAUGGUCAGCACCCUCCUGUCCUUCCUGAAGCCCACGGUCAACGCCUACGUCCUCAACAGCAUCGCCCUGCACAUUGUCUACAUCGUGUGCCAGGAGUACAGGAAGACCAGCAGUAAGGAGCUUCGGCACCUGAUUGAGGUCUCUGUGGUUUUAUGGGCUGUUGCUCUGACCAGCUGGAUCAGUGACCGUCUGCUUUGCAGCUUCUGGCAGAGGAUUCAUUUCUUCUAUCUGCACAGCAUCUGGCACGUGCUCAUCAGCAUCACCUUCCCUUACGGCAUGGUCACCAUGGCCUUGGUGGAUGCCAACUAUGAGAUGCCAGGCGAAACCCUCAAAGUCCGCUACUGGCCUCGGGACAGUUGGCCCGUGGGGCUGCCCUAUGUGGAAAUCCAGGGUGAUGACAAGAACUGCUGAGACCUGCCAGCCUCUUGACUAUCUAACCACCCUUCAACUUGCCUGUGUCUUGAAAAGAGAGCCCCGGUCAGGACUUACGCCAGAGGGACACUCGUGGUUCCUUCCUCUGUUUCCCCUUCCAUGUCCUCCUUGUCCUGCGCUGCCCUGUCUUGAGGCCGAGGAUGUACUUUGUGACAUCUCUGAGCAGCAGCCUGGUGACUGUGGGGGGCUGUCUUGCGCAUCUGCCCUCCAUGACCCCCCACACCCUCUUUCAUUUCCUCCUCUGUGUCCACAGCCUCCCAGUGACCAUUGUCACAUGAGCUGGUGGGGCUGAGUCACCAGGUACUGGGGUGACUGAAGGAUGUGGUAUCUAAAUAUUAGCUUCCAGGCUGGGUGCGGUGGCUCACGCCUGUAAUCCCAGCACUUUGGGAGGCCGAGGAGGGCGGAUCACCUGAGGUCAGAAGUUCAAGACCAGCCUGGCCAACGUGGCAAAACCCCAUCUCUACUAAAAAUACAAAAAUUACCCGGGCAUGAUGGUGCACGUCUGUAAUCCCAGCUACUUGGGAGGCUGAGGCAGGAGAAUCGCUUGAA